Parasteatoda tepidariorum (common house spider) is the source of this 2561-nucleotide messenger RNA. Its product is annotated as PTEN-induced putative kinase 1. Gene Ontology annotation, molecular function: ATP binding; protein serine/threonine kinase activity. The record is from RefSeq and is a predicted model, not a curated record. Gene Ontology annotation, biological process: positive regulation of mitochondrial fission; regulation of apoptotic process; protein phosphorylation. Gene Ontology annotation, cellular component: mitochondrion. NCBI's taxonomy places the organism in Eukaryota, Metazoa, Arthropoda, Arachnida, Araneae, Theridiidae.
UUACUUCAUAUAUGACCCAAUCAAAUCAUAUGUUUUUCCUUUAAGCAAAACAAAACAAGGCAGACAUUGAGAUAGAAUUGUAAAAUUCUGACGCAGUUGUAAAUUUUGACAAUUUUUAACGAUAUUUCCUAAAUCAUGGCGUACAUGGAUCUAGGCUAAGAGUAGUUAUGAUAUCGAAGAACUUAAUUACGGGAUCUUCUUGGCUGCCUGUUCGGUCAGCAUUAUUCUCUGACAGUACCUCGAAAUGUUCUUGCCCUAUUCAAUAUUUGUUUCACGAUACCCUUAAUGCGACACGACAAUUCUUUCGCGGUUUAUUUAAAAACAAUUCCUUGUCCUCUGGUGUUUACCGUAAACAGCAUCGACUCCCCGUAGAAUAUUUUAAAGAUAAUGUGCAACCAUCAUCUGCUACCAAGUUCAAAUUUGGCUCUUACAAAUCUGGCAGUAUUUAUCGAGUAACUUCAAGAUGGUGUACCAACUCCUUGACGAAUUCAUGGAGAGAAGACUUAUUUCGAAAGUUCUAUCGAGGAGGAAGGGGGCCUAUGCUCUGCUUCGUAGGAUUUGCUUUGGCCAAGAAACCAUCUCUAUUAACUGAAGAGGAAGAGCUUGAAGGAGUGUCAUUUUUAAUCAGAGAGUCAUUCUCCUCACUUCCAUUUCACGGACAAGGAUUAAAUAUUGACAAAGGUAAAGUGUUGUCCAAUAUUACUCUAGCUGACUUAAAAAUUGGAGAAUUGAUUGCAAAAGGCUGCAAUGCUGCAAUUUAUAGUGCUUGUGUCUCCGAUCAGAUUAAAAGUAGUUCUGAGUUGAAGGAAUUGGGAAAGGAUGUCUCAUAUUUCAAUAUUUCUUCUGAAAAAUCCAAUGACAUGAAAAAAGAUAAUCCUGAAUUGACAGAAUGUGGAAAAAAUAUCGGUCCCUUACUUGUUUCAUCCAAUUAUGUGCCUCGUUGUCAAGUGCAGCAAGGCAUGAAAAAAGAUGAAGAUAAUCUCGAGUUAACAGAAUAUGGAAAAAAUAUUCCUCCUUUGCCUGCUUCAUCCAAUUAUAUGCCUCAUUUUCAAGUGCAACAAGGUAUAUUUGAUGAAAACAUUGAAACGAAAGAAAUGGGAAAGAAUCCUGAAAAUUCUGUUCAGAAUCAGUUUUUCAUGCCACAUUUUGAAGGACACCAAAAUCAAAAUGAUGGUGUCCAAAAAAAUGUAACUUCUGAAAUUGAAACUUUUGGCAAGUACAAUAUGGCUGUAAAAGUUAUGUUUAAUUACAGUGCAGAAUCCAAUGCCUAUGCUAUUUGGAACGCUAUGUAUAGAGAAACUUUACCACUGUUUGGAGAAUUUUCUUUUGGGGAUGCAUGGGAGACUAAAGUGAGAAAAAAGAAACUGAAGCCUCAUCCUAAUAUUGUAAAAAUGUAUUCUGCGUUUGCUGACCAAUUCCCUUUACUCCCUGGAGCUACGAAAAGUUUUCCCCAAGCUUUGCCCUCACGUCUUUUGAAUGAUGGCUGCGGAAGAAAUAUGACGCUUUUCCUUGUAAUGAAAAGAUAUCAUUGUUGCUUGAAAGACUAUCUCCGAUCUCAAAACAUCAGGCCAGAGACAUCUCUCCUAUUGUUUACUCAGUUAUUAGAAGCUCUAGUUCACCUGUUUCAAAAUGGUAUCACCCAUAGGGAUUUGAAAUCUGAUAAUAUCUUGCUUGAUCUCUCUUUAGGAAUUGCAUCCCCCAGGUUGGCAAUUGCAGAUUUCGGUUGUUGCUUGGAAAAUCUCUCUUUGCCUUAUACAUCCUAUGACAUCAACAAGGGUGGGAAUAUAUCCCUAAUGGCUCCUGAAGUUGUAAAAUGCGAACCUGGACCAUUUUCAGUUAUCGAUUACUCAAGAGCUGACUUGUGGGCUGCUGGAACUAUAGCUUAUGAAAUUUUUGGUGGUAACAAUCCAUUCUAUUCUCAUUCAAGUGUGAAAAACAGUACUUAUAAAGAAGAAGAUUUGCCACCUUUUCCAAAAAAUGCUCCUCCUGCUGUUAAAAGUUUAGUCGUGAAAAUGCUUUCGGUCAAUCCUUCUCAGAGACCAAGCCCAAAUUUUGCUGCAACAGUUUGUCAGUUAUUGCUCCAUGCACCACCAAGUUUGCUGUUUGGUACAUUUGAUGGAGCAGCAUACAAAAGAGCUCUGAAAUGGAUGUUUCAGCUGUCUGCUAAGACAUACUUAGAAGCUUCCGUCUUACAGCCAGAAGAUAUGAGUGUGAAGUUAGAAUUAAGAAGCACACUUUGUUCUCGCAUUCAGUACUUAGAAGUUAUUGAAGCUUUACAAUUUAUUUUGAAGUCUUAAUCAACCUCAACUAAAAGUUAUUGUAGUGUGGUUGCUGAGGUUUUAUUUUAGUUUUGUUAUUAGAAUUAGUUUGAUUUAUUUUAGUUUUAUUUAAAACCAUGAUGGAUUAUUUGCUUCAGCUUUAUUAGGAUAAAGUUUGAAAAAAAUAUUUAGUUUUCAGAUUGUAAAAUAUAUUUAUAUUGAAAUGAAAGGAUAUUUUUCAAUAUGUUGUAUAUUGCAUUCAAUGUAUAGAUUGCUAUUGUUAAUAAAAAUAAUCUAACUGUA